AUCCUCUUGUCCAAUAUCACUCAAUUUAGCCCCAUGUUCUACCUCACUGGCUUUCCUGACUUAGAAACCAAAGACUACUGGAUUUUCUUCCCAUUUUUCUUUAUGUACCUCAUGGCCAUCUCAGGCAAUUGUUUCAUUCUGAUAAUUAUUAAGACCGACCUUUGUCUGCACACACCCAUGAAUUAUCUACUAUCCUUUCUGGCCUUCACUGACCUGAGACUGUCAGUGUCCACCUUGCCCACUACUAUGGGAAUCUUUUGGUUCAACUCCCACAGUAUCUACUUUGAAGGUUGCCAAAUCCAAAUGUUUUGCAUCCACUCAUUUUCCUUCAUGGAGUCCCCCGUUCUCCUUGCCAUGUCCUUUGACUGCUUUGUGGUCAUCUGCCACCCCCUGCAGUACUCAGUCAUUAUCACGAGCCCAUGUGUGGUCAGGGCAGGCCUGGUUGUCAUCCUCCAGGGGCCUAUGGCCCUUGUUCCCCUUGUCUUCCUUCUGAAGGCUUUUCCUUUUUCUUGGUUUCAAGUCCUCUCCCAUUCUUUCUGCCUUCACCAGAAGGUGAUACACUUGGCCUGCACAGACACCACCUUUAACAACCUGUAUAGGCUGUCCGUGGUGGUGCUCACUGUGAUAAUGGACCAGGUGCUCAUCGUGCUGUCCUAUGGGGUCAUCCUGCACACAGUGGCAAAGCUGGCUUCCCCAGAGGAGCGGCUCCAAGACUUCCCAACAUGUACAUCACAUGUCUGUGCUGUGCUGGUUUUUUUUAUGCCCACGGUGGGGCUUUCCCUCAUGCACCACAUUGGGAAGCAUGCCCCACCUUCUGUCCACAUUCUUAUGGCCAGUGUCUACCUCUUCGUGCCUCCCAUGCUUAAUUCAAUCAUAUAUAGUAUUAAGACCAAGGAGAUCCGCCAUGCCAUCAGCAAGCUAGUAUGUUUUAGAAAGGCCAGUGGUGAGUUGUGGAGCUAA
Molecule: messenger RNA, 960 nt
Organism: Manis javanica (Malayan pangolin)
Lineage: Eukaryota; Metazoa; Chordata; Mammalia; Pholidota; Manidae
Product: olfactory receptor 51M1-like
Biological process (GO): G protein-coupled receptor signaling pathway
Cellular component (GO): plasma membrane
Molecular function (GO): olfactory receptor activity; G protein-coupled receptor activity
Source: RefSeq, a predicted model, not a curated record